Molecule: messenger RNA, 1983 nt
Organism: Ziziphus jujuba (common jujube)
Lineage: Eukaryota; Viridiplantae; Streptophyta; Magnoliopsida; Rosales; Rhamnaceae
Exons: 9
Coding region: 816-1799 (327 amino acids)
Source: RefSeq, a predicted model, not a curated record
AUUUGUUGAGGGAGGUGAUGGUCACAAUAUUAGCAACUUUCUCCACAACUUUGAUUUGAGCACCAAAUUCAGUCUUAGAAUUAUUUGACAUUCAAAUAAAUACUAAUUUUGUAUAAUGUAAAUUAUUCAACUAAAGAUAGGGUACCUACACCUGAAGUAGCAAAAACAUGGAGAAGUAAAAAUUACAGAUAAAGGGAUGAGGAAGAGAGGAAAAAAGACGGAUAUUAGAAGAGAUGGAUGUGCAUCGCAAGUUCCAUUCAAGGAUAAAACUUAAAACAUUUCCAUAACUAUUUUAUUCAUAUGCUCUGUUGCUCUUCAGUUGGAGAGUGAUGUUGCUUAGCAGAGCAAGCGUUCAUAUAUAAAUAUACAUGCAUAUGCAAUAUAUAUACUGUUUCAAGUUGCCACUUGCCACUGCUGUAAAAUUCUCGUUUUUCCUACUGUAAUAGUCAUGGACCAUGCAUUUUAGUAGAAAAACAUAAAUACAUGCAUGUAGUCAUAAAAGUUGUCUCUCUUUCUCUUCAGUUUGUUACUUGUAGAGUUUUAAUUCUUAAUUAUUUCAUGCUUCUUGGUCAUAGGUUAAAGUCAUUUUCUUCUCAAAAUCAGGGGAGCGUGCUUCUCCAUUUGUACGCCAAUCAGUAAAAAAUUAUUGGGAUCAUGCUUCUUUUGCAUUUGUGCUAUGGCGAGAAGAGGAAUCUUCUGUUUGGUUUAAUGCGUUUGAGGUGGAAUCUGCACCUGCUAUAGUAAUUUUAAAAGAUCCAGGUGUCAAACCUCUUGUUCACCAUGGUGCAGUUAACAAUUCACAGUUUCUAAAUAUUAUGGAACAUAAUAAGCUACAAGAGCUUCCUCAACUAAGGAGUACAACAUCAAUGGAAUUGGGUUGUGAUGCCCGUGGCUAUUCUCGUGCUGGAUAUGAUACCACUACUUGGUACUGUGCUAUUCUGGCAGGAAGGCAUGGCCCAGAACUCAAUAAAAUGCGUGAAACCAUGCGCAGGGUCCAACAAGUAUUAUCAGAUAAGACUGAGUCAAGUACAGUGGAUGGAGAUGAAUCUGUAACUACAGCAUUGGUUGUGUUCAAAGCUAAACGACUGACAUUUGCUUGGCUUGAUGGGGAAGCUCAAAAGAGAUAUUGUUUCUUCUAUCUCAAUUCUGAGACCAGCUACGAAACCUGUGGACCAAGGAGAGAUAUUACUGAUGUAGCUCAACUAUUUAUUGUGCGUUACAAAAGGAAUUCUACCGAAGAGAAUCGGAAGCCUGAGACAAAAAGAAACAGCAUAUGGGAUGCAUUACAAGAACAGGAACUGGAUUCUGCAGCACAGCUUGUGGCAAGGUACAAUGGUUCAGCUGAAUCUCCAGAGAUUAUUAAAUGGAUAUCUCAAAUAAUCAAGGAUGGUGACUCCAGAGAUCUUCCCCAUUAUAGAACAAAAACUCCCGAUUUAGUUCCUGAGGAUGCGGACCCUAUUUGGAUCAAAAGUUUGCAAAGCAUUACUACACUGUCUUCAGUGAAGCAGCGUUUUCAUGGUAUUAUGAUAAGAAUCUCUGACCACAUUGGAGAUCCAAGAAUUGGCCCCAUCUUGCUUCUGGGAGCAUUGAUGUCUUUUGGUGCCAUCUGGCUGCGGAGGAGUCAACCAACUCUUCAAUCUAAUCCACAGAGUCAACCCAAUACUGGGGAUGCAAGUAGGCUACAGAAGAGAGAUCGAAUAAGAACCGGGUCAAAUAAAGAACCUCGUCCUUCUUCCAUCACAGACCGCGAACCAAAAGAUGCUUACCAGAUGCCAUUUACGGAUUCAGAUUCUGAGUAGCAGAUUCAGUUUUUGGAGUUGAUGAAUCCAGAAACCAAACAUCAAAAACGCUUGUUUAUAGAGAUUUCACAAAUACUAAUAUAUAAUUAUUGGAAGGCAUGAUUUUUUUUUUUUUUUUGGGGUAAUAUUAUUGAAAGGCAUGAUUGUUUGCUUAUAAUGUGUUAGAUAAUGUACUUUCUAUAUC